Eruca vesicaria subsp. sativa (arugula) is the source of this 595-nucleotide messenger RNA. Lineage: Eukaryota; Viridiplantae; Streptophyta; Magnoliopsida; Brassicales; Brassicaceae. The record is from the annotation of a GenBank genome assembly.
AAAUCAAAGAAAACAAGUCUAGAUAUACAAACUUUGUGGAGACUCAAGAAAAAUGGAGACAAGUUCGUUAUUGGUGGCUACCUUUUUCCUCGUACUGAUCUUUCAAACUAACAAACUAGAGAGUGGGCAUGUCCGUUACACUGAUCAAGGCAGGGUCAAGAACAUCAACAAUAACACUGAUAAAAGCAACACAACCACCAAAAUAGUUCUCAAGGACAUGAAAACACCAAGUCACGGUGGAGGAAGCAAUAGCUAUAGAUGGGGAGGUGGCGGCGGUGGAGGUGGUGGGGGUGGAGGUGGUGGCGGUGGUGGUGGUGGUGGAGGAGGAGGUGGUGGUGGUGGUGGAGGAGGAGGAGGUGGUGGAGGCGGAUGGGGAUGGGGAGGAGGAGGAGGAGGUGGUGGUAGAGGAUGGUACAAAUGGGCUUGCAGCCGGGGAGGAGGAAGAGAAGGAAGAGGAGAAUUUGUGAAAAGAGAAUAUGCAGAGUGCAAAGGAAAAGGGAAAUGUAGAGGAAAGAGAUUGGAAUGUCCUCAACAUUGUGGAGGUUUCUGUUUUUACGAUUGUCUCUUUCUCUGCAAACCGCAUUGCCUUCGCUAA